This is a messenger RNA of Pecten maximus, 7810 nucleotides long. RefSeq names its product protein lifeguard 3-like. The record is from RefSeq and is a predicted model, not a curated record. The coding region runs from base 101 to 1048 and encodes 315 amino acids. Gene Ontology annotation, cellular component: Golgi apparatus; endoplasmic reticulum; membrane. The transcript has 11 exons. Lineage: Eukaryota; Metazoa; Mollusca; Bivalvia; Pectinida; Pectinidae. Gene Ontology annotation, biological process: negative regulation of apoptotic signaling pathway.
AGACCAAUCACGAGACGGGAAAUACUAGCUAGAAAUUAUCUGCUUUGCUUCCGGGUUCCCCUCGAUUUUUAAAGGGACUUAGAUACAACUUGAAGGCCCAAUGGCGACGCACCCCUCAGCACCUCCCCCAUCCUAUGAUAUGGUGUCAGGAACAGAUCCCAAUAAAAAAGGGGGUUAUACAUAUGGUGGAUAUGGACAGGGAGGAGUGGCGCCUAAUCCAGCUGGCUAUCCACCAAAUCAGGGUUACUACCCACCGCCAAACCAACCACAGCCAAGCACUGUAAAUUGGGGGGCUCAAGAUGCCGGACAUUCCAACACCACCCGAGACACACCUUCAGAAGUUUCUUUUCCAAUGGGAGACAUGUCAUCUUUUUCUGACAAAAAUAUUCGAAUGAAUUUCAUCAAAAAGGUGUACCUGAUUCUUAUGGUCCAGCUCCUCUUUACAUUUGGAUGCGCUGCAGUGUUUUCAUUAGUAGAUGACAUUAGACUUUGGGUCCAAGGAGAUGGUCGCAUAUGUUACUAUGUGUCAUAUGCCACAUUCAUAGUCACAUACUUUGUCCUGGUUUGUGUGCCAUCUGUGCGCAGGAAGACCCCUGGGAACUACAUUUGUUUGGGUAUCUUUACACUGGUAUUUUCCUACAUGGUUGGCACAAUCAGCAGCUUCUAUGACACAUACAGUGUAUUGAUAGCAGCAGGAAUUACCGCUCUUGUCUGUCUCUCGAUAUCCCUGUUUGCCAUUCAAACCAAGAUUGACUUCACCAUGUGUUCUGGCUUGCUGUUUGUCCUCGUCAUGGUCCUGUUCUUCUUUGGCUGGUCUGUUCUGAUAGUGUAUUACACUGUCGGGUUUAAUUAUAUUCUCCAUUGUGUCUAUGCUGGGGUAGCUGCACUUGUUUUCAGUUUGUUCCUGGUGUAUGAUACACAGAUGAUCGUUGGAGGCCGCAAGCAUGAACUGAGUCCAGAGGAAUACAUUUAUGGUGCUCUACAGCUCUACAUCGAUGUUGUUUAUAUUUUCCUGAUCAUCCUUUCCUUAUUUGGAAAAUCCAACUAGGUUUGAGAUGCAUGUAUAAUAGUCUGUCCAUCACAGUGUGACAUCAGAAAGGUCACACCUGUGAAAAUUUCUUCUGCCGAGCAUUAACAGCAUUGGUCCAGGACUUUCAGCAGACCCCUGAUAAUGUUUUUAGUUUCCCUGCCUGAAGAACAAGUGAGAUUAUGCCAUGGUGUGGUAUCCACAAUCUGUAAGUUGGCAGGCUGGCCGAUGUCAACAUUUCACUUUAAACAACUUUUCAAAAUAACCAGGAAGCUCAGAGACCUAGAUUAACUUCAAAGUUUAAUUUGGAGGUGUUGAUCGAUACAGGCCCAUUAGGUUUCUUGUUGAUUUCCAAUGUAAGGUUUGAUUAAUGUGUUUGAAGGGACAAGUUUAUUGAAUAUGUGUUGAUAACUCUUCAAAUUUCAGGGAAGUAUGUAUUAGAGUUCUGAAAUUAUCAAAGGCCUACAGAAAGUCCUGUGUCCUUAAGACAUUAUAUUGAUUUCAGAAAUUCUAGGUUCCAGAAUUUUCUCAUUUGAUAACAUCUAAGUUUCCAAAAUAUAAUCAGGUUAUUUAAGGUUUUGGUAAUAAAAUUCUAUCUGACACUUGAUCAUUGAAAAAAAUGAAUAAAAUGGAUUGGAAACUUCUUUCAUCUACUUGGAACCAGAUAGUAUGUUAAGUUUGUUCACUGCUCUGUGGUAAAAGCGUACAGUGCUUCCCAGUGUAUUGAUCUAACUAUUGUAGGAGGUAAGCUGUUUAUUUUUGUUUUUGAAAAUGAGCUUCACUUUACUAAAUAGCACUGGGAGGCUGGUAUGUGAUAAGCCGACACGUAGCCAACUCUGCAGUCUACUUGGUAGAUAAUCACAUCAGAUCAAUUGUAAUUACAUAAUACAAGGGUGGAUUGAUAUGUUGUGAUCCUCAUAUUGAACGAGCUACUCAUGGGUUUUUGUUUUAGUCUUACUAUUCUCAGACUAUAUAGGGUCGUGUACCCCAGGACUGGUCUCAUUUGCUUAGUUUAUAUCGAUGAGGUGGCACUCUAAAAUAAACAAGACAGCCUACUUUUGCAAAAUGUACAGGGUUAGGGUUUAAAAGGGUAAAAGAGUCUGUCAUUGCCAUGGCUGUCAUUCAGGAUUGUAGCUUUAAAUUGAUUGAGCAUCCGCCUUAUUCACCUGAUUUCGCUCAAUCAGACUUUCAUCUAUUUCCUAAAACCUGAAAACAGCUAUUUGUUAUGUAAUUUCUCUAACUGCAUAUUUACACUUUACAAGGUACAUUGAUUUCUUUGAAGACAUUUAUAGGUUUGAGCCAUUUAAGAGAUUUUGAAGUUUGAAGUAGAUUUUCAAGUGAUAUAUAGUGGCACCCGUUUCAUCAAACUUCCUUACCUUAAGGAAAUAAUUAGCUUAAUAUUUUUCAUAGGAAUGCAUGCAUUAUAGAAUUUAAGGGGAAGAUCUUUGUUAAUGAACCUUCCUUUAAAUUGUGCAAUGCUUUUGUAUGGAAAAUUUCCAUUUUUCUUGAGUUAAGAGAUGUUGACGAGACUCUGGAGGCCUAGUGAAGAAGCUGCUGUAAGUAGAACAGCCUAGGGAUAUUGAUGGUGAUGUGUUUGUGAAAUGGAAGAUCAUUUCUCUAGCCAGUAAUUAUUGUUGCAAUUACUGAGACCAAAAAAGUACCGUCUUAGAUGAUCUUUUCAAGGGAAAAGUGAAGUGAAAACAAUAAGUCAUGUCUUGGGGAGGUAAUGGGAGGGUCUUAAACCUCAAAAGAUUCUGUAAUCACGAGACACUUGGCAAGCAUUGACUUGAGAUCCCUGUAUGACAUCUCCAGUAGGUAGACCAUUGGCAUGGAUUAUUUCAGUGACAGCAUAUAUUUGUGUGAUUGUAAUACCAUGAUGUAUUUUGUCAUACCUGUCUUUGUGUGAUUUUAAAAACACCAAAAUUGUCAUAUGUCAUUAUUGAUGUCACACUUGUUUCAUGAUUGAUGUUAACGGAUGUCAGUCUUAAUUAAUAAAUUGAUGCCAAUUAAGACCUUCAAUAACACUGCUUUGAUCUUGCCAAGGUAAUGUCAUGAUAUCUUAUUUUCUUCAGACCAAAGAUGCAUGAUAUUUCUUAAGUAUCUUUUUAUUCACGCUGAUUUGAUUUCCUCAUCACCAGACAUGACAUUUUAGCAAAACAUCUUUGCCAUUAUGAUUAAUAUCAACAGUGGUAUAUGUAAUAUCUUAGACUGAAAUAAGACUUUAAUUAGUUCUCUCUUUAUUCACUAACAGAUAUUGACAACAUUUAAAUGACACCAAAAAAACGGACCCAAUUACAUGUGAUUUUGGCACAUUAAUACCAGUGGUGAUUUUAUGGAAAUAUGAAAUUAUAUAUCAUUGAUACCAAAGACAUCAAAAUUAUGUACAUGAUUGUACUAGAGACUACAUGUCGUAGGUCAGAUUAUAUUGGAAGAUCACCAAAUCUAGUGUUGUGUGAUUUGUUUGAUAGAAAUCAUUAUUAUCACAAGUAAUUUAAGUCACAUAAAUAACAUCAAUAUCAUAACUUAAGUGUGAUGUCAUCCAUGACAAAGCCAAUUUUAAAAAAACUUUUAAAUAUGUGUUAAUGUGUCAUUAAUUACAGUGAAUCGCUUUGUUCUAUUUUGUUUUGUAUGUUGUCAAUCUGUGAUACAUAAUUAUGUGCUGUUAUCAAGGACUGUAUAGUGAACAGUGUAGUUUCCCAAUGUGUCAAUUAAUGUUCAUCUCUUACAUCGUUAGCAGCAUUCAUUACUCGUUUCAUUUUCCAUGUUUGUUCUGUACCAUAAUUUGAGGAGUUUGAUGUGUUGAAGAGAUUUGUAUCAUCAAAAUUAAAUCGUAUUAAACAAUAGCCAUUUAGGCUUAAAUAUAUGAAAAGUCGACAUGCUUUGAAUAGAUAGGGAAUAUUAUCUAAAAUGUGCAGUCAUGAAAUAUCCUGUCGACACUUAUUGUACAGUUUGGUCUUGUAGGAAAUAUAAAAUAUGUUACAACCAUCAUAACAAAGAAGUAGACACUACAAUUUAUACUAGCUUAUACCUUAUUCCACAUUUGUAAAUAAUGCAUGUUUCAUUCUAUUACACUGUAAAUAAAGUAUGUAACAAUUUUUAUUUAAACCAUAUCAUGAAACCCACCAUUUAAAUCGUCUUCAGCUGUCAUCGCUUUUAAAGAAACAAAUUAAUUAUGUAAGGCAGUCUUAUUGGCUAGCAUGGACAUGCAAAAGCCAAUGAAAUUUAGUUGGUACUUUUGUUUCAUCAAAUAUGAACGGGGGACAUUUGCAAUUGUUUAACAAAUAUUUUGUAAUAGCAAGUGAUUUCCAAAUGAAUGAAUUGCCUUAUUAUACCAUAUACACUGUAAUGUACAUCCUUAUGUAUAUAUACUAUUGUUUUUGUCGUUAUAUCAUAACCUAAGCAUUACUUAAUAUUGACCUUGUGGAACUGUGACUGUUGUCUGGCAAUACGCUCUGUAAUGACAGUCAUCUGUGAAGUUCAUUUACAACGCAUAUGAUUGUUUUGUUAUGUGGUGGAAAGGGAAACAGAAUACAAAAUGAGUGAUCAUCAUUCUUGAUUUAUUUAUGCGUUAUGGCCUCGUUCUCAAGUAUGUAAAUACUGAACACUCAUCAAUCAUUGGGAUGGCAUCUCGUAAGUCAUUUUUUAACUAUUGUGAAUAGUGGUACUUUUAUUUUCAUUUAUAUUUAUGUUAGUAUUCGUCUCAUAAUACCAAACGUUUGUAACAAUUCGGUACUUGUGUCAGCCUAUUUUACAUUGGACCAAGUCGAUUUAAAAUUGUUAGAAUAAUGAAACAAGAUAAUUGGAUUCAUUCAUUACAUAAUACAUACUUUUAAUAUUAGGUUUUGGCAAUUUCCAUCAUAUAUUUGGAGAUGUGAUUGUUAUUCAUUACGUCUGUGAUAAGUCUUUUUACAUUUUCUCCUCAAUGUUUGCGUGCUUGAGCUAGUAAAUGCUUCCAGUUAAAUUUAAAGGUAUUACUGGUUUUAUUGUUGAGUUUGUGAUGUCGGUAUAAAUAGUUCUCUACCAAUUCAGAAUGCCAACGUUCUGGUUUAUGCUCUAUACCGUGUUCUGCUUUGUGCUUUAAAUUUACUUUUUCAGUGCAUACAUUUCUUGAUGUAUGUGUUCUAAUUCUGAUAUAUACAAUUUUACUAUAAAACUCAAUCCAAAUGACAAUAAAUUGAUAUCUAGUAACAUUAAAUGCAGUAUACAAUUUCGGUAAUAAAUCUUAACAGUAUACUUGCAAAUAUAGAAAGCAAACAUUUGCAAAUAGUUUAUAAGCAUAGCAAUUCAAUGUGGAGUAGAACUACAUGUAUAUUCUGAUAUAAUAACAUGUAUUUUUUUUCUUGCCUUCAAAAUUUGUCCAUGGAUAUUUUAAGAAAUUGUUAAUAUAUUUACCCUUAUUUCAUGUAUAAGUUGCAUCUACCAGACUGUUAGCAACUCACCAUGUUUCCUUACCUUAACUGAUGUAAACGUAAUGUUGUUCAUCUCUUGCAUGUGAUUCGCGAGUCAGGGAUGAUUUGGUAUUGUUGAGACAAGAUUUAUUGUUGUAGUGUUAAACAUUGAACCACGGCAAAAGAUACCUGGGGUAACUUUUUCUCAGAAAUAAUAGAUCCCCGUUUUCUAGAGGAAAUAUUUUCUUACUCUGAUGCAUAUCUAACGGUUAUUAGUCCUCUACCGGUUUCACCGGGGGGACUGUAGGUUUUCUCCUCGUCUGUCUGUCUGUCCGUCCUUCCACUCAGUUUUCCGGUCUUUUUUCAGCCAUGUUUCUAUGUAUGUUGGUGAAAGUUGGUAUGUCUAAUUUUAAAAGAAGGAACAGGCUUCAUUGUGCUAAACCAUCCAGCUUUAUACAAUACGCUUCCAUACGGUUGUUGGGUCUGCUUCCUUGUUAGGUUCUAAUAUUCGGUAUCAUUUGAAAUAGUUUUAUCGCUAGUGUGAAACAGAGGAUUUUACCCUACUGCUGUUUCACUGCGCAUUUAGAGAUUAUAGUGACGAUGGUAGCUGUACAGAUUGAAACAUAACUGUUAUGUAUAAUAUUAUUAAAGAUUGUUAAGAUAUACAUUUGUGUAUACACUCUGCUAAGAACACAAUGCCCUUAAGUAAAAUUUUAAAUUAGAAUGUAUUGCUGUGCAUUGCGACGUUCAUAUCACGGGUGUUAGUGGAAUGGCUGCAUAUGACUGAAAUUUCUUAAUUUCAAGUUCUUUGAUUUUUACAUCAUCAGAUGGUGGGCUGUUCAAAUCGCUGUUCGUCCCUUGUUCGUUCUUCCGUUGUCCAUCUAAGCAUUCCUUGUUACCUAAUUUUUUUUGAGAAGGAUCUUUCUUAAAUUUUAUAAGUUGUGCAUUAUCAAAAACAAGUAUUAGACUGAUCAAAUUAACCAAAUGGCUGGCCAGCCACCAUCUUGGAUUUUGAAAAAUAUUUGAUUAGGUCUUGCACAACUAAUUAUUUCACUAUAUGUCAUUGCUAGUUAAAAUUAUGUUAUAUGAUUGAUUUAUUUUCAUAAGAACAUGGCGAUAUACUCAAAAUAUAAGAAAAUACCUUCAAACCUCACAUUUUCUUUUUCCCUGGUUGUGUGCUAACAAAUUUUAGAUUGAUCUUAUCUAUUUCUCAGAAAGGUCUUAAUGGCAUUUUUUUUUGUUAUCAAAUGAUUAAGAGGAAAGGAGGGGAAUAUGCUAAAAAUUGAGAAAAUAUAUAAAAUCGGUGAUGCAAUGUUGGACACCACGAUCUCCGGUUUGCAUCCCCGACCUUUUUUUAUUUGACGACUGUAUUUUCUUAGAUUAUUGAUUCAUUCGUCUAGACGUGAGUUUGUGGGAAGGUGGUUUGUGAACGCUUUCUAAUGAGUUUGUGGGAAGGGUUGACGCUUAUGAGUUGGUGGUUUGUGAACGAUUUCUAUAUACUGAUCAGUUUUUAUUAGACCUUGCUUUGCCUUUCAGCACUCAUUAAUAAAAUGUUUGAUUUGCUGUUUCACUGACACGGAAAUGCGGCCAGAUGAAAUUGGUUGUAAUUCUUUUGUUCUAACAAUUCUUAUGUGUGGGUAAUGUGCACGUGGAUGACAAAUGGUACAAGAGCAAAUAAUAUGAAAACUUGAUACAUGAAUUUGUAUUUAUCAAAAAGUGGGAAAUGUGUUUUCAAUAUCACGCAUUUUCAUUGACUGAUUAGCUGGACACUCUUGGUAAAUGUUUAUGAAGGUACGUACCUUCUGAUGUACGACGGUCCUGUAGACAUAGAACCCUUAUACAGGUUUAAACUCCAGUACGAUAGUCUGUCCUCACAGCAUGCAUUUGCUCGUUUAUACCGUGCGGAGCCUGUUCUAGGUUCGUUUUAGGUAUGCUAUCUUAUUGAAAUAUUUCACUACUUUGAUGCGGUUGAAUGUUGAUACACUCUACAAUAACCGAUGCGGUAGGUAUUGUACUCCAAGGCAUUCGGGUUUAUUAUCUGGUUAGUGAUGUAUAUACCUUUGUGUCGUAAAUUCCAAAUACCAUUGACAUGCGUUAUGUGCUUCCCAAUUACUAACGGAAUUCUUCCUAUUGGCAUUCAUGCAAAAUUAUCGCUCCCUCGUGUUGAGUAUUUAUUAGAGCGUAUUGAAUCGAGCAUGUUCAGAAUUCCUGACAGAGAUUUAUCAUAGCACCAAAUGAAGUGAUAAGUCAUGGUAUUGCUAUUUAUUCGACAUUUUAUCGUCUUUUAAUCAAAUCAAUUGUUAUCACUUUAUCCGAUUGUUGUCAUUUCAGAAGUUAUAUAUUUGUACCUAUCUUUCAUGGAAACGAUUUUAAUAAAAUACCUUAUUAUUGUGUA